Molecule: messenger RNA, 540 nt
Organism: Letharia columbiana
Lineage: Eukaryota; Fungi; Ascomycota; Lecanoromycetes; Lecanorales; Parmeliaceae
Exons: 2
Coding region: 1-540 (179 amino acids)
Source: RefSeq, a predicted model, not a curated record
AUGUCUUCGACCACGUUUGUCCUCCUUGUCAUCUAUGCCCUCUGUGCUGGCAUCGUGAGCACAUCUCCGUCGCCGGAUCACGCGCUCAUCUCCGCCCGCCACCAAGACCAGAAAUCAAAGACUGAACCAGUACCGGCCUACCUCACAAUUAAAGUCUACAACGAUACCACUUGCGGUCACAGUCACGUAUACGAAGUAUACGCCCAUAAUACCCAACCCCUCGCAUAUGGUAUCAUGUGGGCUCCCGGCUUAACAACCCGAUCGUACACCCUCAGCCGAGAUCUUGAACAGGACGAGGUCCUCGACUGGAACAACCCCUAUCCGUCCGGCUCUGCACCGCCGGGAGAUGGUAUCCCAGAACAGUGCGGAACAUACUCGCAGACCACGAAUCCGGACUCGAAUGGCAAUAUGCUGCACGGAAAUACCUGUUAUCUAAUGGCUCCCGGAGCAACGUGCCUGUACAUAUACAACACAACAAUGGUUCCCACUUACGAUUAUGCCGCCGGGACUGCUAAAGUGGCAGAGAAGAUAGUUUCUUGA